Molecule: messenger RNA, 1707 nt
Organism: Penicillium canescens
Lineage: Eukaryota; Fungi; Ascomycota; Eurotiomycetes; Eurotiales; Aspergillaceae
Exons: 2
Coding region: 1-1707 (568 amino acids)
Source: RefSeq, a predicted model, not a curated record
AUGGCUGGCGGAAAGAAGAAGAAAGCCGCCGACAAGAAGAAGGCUGAGGCCGACAACAAGGCCGAGGCCGAUCGACUUCGCCUCCAAUACCAGACUGCGACUGCCGCUGCCAUGCAAAAGGCCAAUGCCAGGGCUCUGCAAACCCGGCAGGCUACGCGGGCUCGGCUGGCGAAUCCUAAUCAGGCUCAGCCAAUUCAACAACCCCCUAUCAAGCAGGAACCCGACGUCGAUGAGUCCGGAGAGGCCGAGGAGUCCCCUCUGAAUGAUGAUGCGGACAGUACCGAUGAGGAGAGUGACUGGGAUGGCGAGGAGCAGGAGGGCAAUGCUCCUCCCGGCCCCAAGGCUCGCCCAAACCGCAAGAACCGGGGUCUGGUCAGAUGGUCUGACGAUGUUGAUAUCCAUCUCCUCCUCUGCUUGACUUACAUUUGCCAGAAGGACAAGGUCAAGCUGCCGUGGAAGAACAUCGCCAAGAAGAUGUGUGAGCAAGUUCCUCACACCACCACGGGAGCCAUUAGCCAGCACCUCUCCAAGGUUCGCCUUGCGCGCCGUGGAGGAUCUUUGGAGCCUCCUAGCCCCAUCCGCAAGCCAAAGAAUGGUGGCAGCACCACUGAGCGAUCCGAGACCAUGACUCCUAAGCAGGUGAACAAGAAGUCCAACAAGCGUGCCCGUGAUGCUACUCCCGAGACUCCCGAGAAGCGUGGAAAGCCUGGCAAGAAGACUUCCGCCAAUGCCAAGAACGCCGUCAAGGGUUCUACUUCUACUUCCCGCCGUGCUGCGUCCAACGCCGACGGACGCAUUGCAAACACUAGGUUAGUCAACUCCUCUGAUCGUCCUGAGAACAACUUCAAAGAGACUAGCCCUGAAGCUGGGGAGAAACUGUUAUGUACAGGUGCUGCCUGGCUACGCAGUUUCGGUUCUGAUGCAGAUAACGAGGAUGAAGAAGAUGAACUUGUGAACAAUGCUAAUGGUUAUAUCAACGACAGUGAGGUUACCGGAACUACCACCCAGUCCAACAUCGUUCGUCUCCGUGUGCCCAGCAUCGCCGCAGCCAGCACUGAUUCCCAUCCCGUCACGGAUUAUGGUUCUGCCCGUAUUUCUGCUAGUCAGUUUGCCGCCGGCGCUGCUCAUGUUCCUGCCAGUGAGUGGGCUUCCGGCUCUGGUCGUACUCCUGCCACUCGCGCUACUGCUACUCCUGGUCGUGUUAUCAUUGGCGAUUAUUAUCCUGGACACGGCAACUUGGGCAACGACAGCCUCUUGAGCCAGCGGGCUACGCCUGUUUCUCAGGGCGCCGUGCACCUUGGCCUUUAUCCCGCCGCCUGGUCUCCUUCUCUUGGUACUUCCGCUCCAUCUGAGAGCCGCUACGCAGUUGAGCACCCCUAUGCUCCUGCCGCCUCUUCCGUGCCUGGCUCUUGGGUUGACCCAAACACCACUAACGCCUGGAUGCCUUGGGACUACGCCCCACGCACCUCCCUUGGUCCCGACGCGUGGCUUCCGUUCGUGGCGCAGCGCGAUGCGCAUCGGUACCCGUCCGUUAACGAGCUAGCUUUCCGCGCUGAGCAGGAGCUGGCCGCGACCUUGGGCCCCCGCCGCCCGGUGGUGCGCCCCGCGGAGGAGAUUACUUGGAAGCAGGAGGAUGAGGAGGAGUACUCGGUGCCCUCGCCUUCCCACUGCAAGUGGUUUGUGCCCGAGGGGGAGAACCAAGAGUAA